Molecule: messenger RNA, 2499 nt
Organism: Polyodon spathula (Mississippi paddlefish)
Lineage: Eukaryota; Metazoa; Chordata; Actinopteri; Acipenseriformes; Polyodontidae
Product: tyrosine-protein kinase JAK2-like
Exons: 15
Coding region: 1-1968 (655 amino acids)
Biological process (GO): intracellular signal transduction; hemopoiesis; peptidyl-tyrosine phosphorylation
Cellular component (GO): cytosol; membrane
Molecular function (GO): cytokine receptor binding; ATP binding; non-membrane spanning protein tyrosine kinase activity
Source: RefSeq, a predicted model, not a curated record
AUGUCUCCAGCAGUGGAGGAAGGGUGCCUGCUGUUCCUGCAUCAGCCAGCAGAGGAUGUAUGCCUGCUGCCUCCAACACCUCCACUGGCAAAAGCAGAGCAGGAGGAGCUGCCUCUGCCUCCACCACCUCCAUCGGCAAGAGCAGAGCAGGAUGCCUUCAAGUCGCCGCCCAGGGAUGACUGCACGUCACCGCCCGGGGAUGACCUAGAAAUUCAUGAAAGCCUUGGUCAAGGAACCUUUACAAAGAUUUUUAGAGGAAUAAGGAAAGAGCUAGGAGACUAUGGUGAGAUGCAUGAGAUGGAGGUUGUUGUCAAGGUUCUGGAUAAAGCACACAGGAAUUAUUCUGAGUCCUUCUUUGAAGCCGCUAGCAUGAUGAGCCAGCUCUCCUAUAAGCACCUGGUAUUGAACUAUGGGGUCUGUGUGUGUGGAGAAGAGAAUAUUAUGGUUCAGGAAUAUGUGAAGUUUGGGUCUCUGGACACAUACCUAAAAAAGAACAAGAGUUGUGUGAAUAUCAUGUGGAAACUGGAGGUGGCAAAGCAGCUGGCUUGGGCUAUGCAUUUCUUGGAAGAUAAAAACCUUGUCCACGGAAAUGUUUGUGCCAAAAACAUCUUGCUUAUCAGGGAAAAGGACAGAAAGAGUGGCAGCCCUCCUUUUAUAAAGCUCACUGACCCUGGCGUCAGCAUUACAGUCUUGCCGAAAGAGAUUCUUGUUGAGAGAAUUCCUUGGGUACCACCUGAGUGUAUCGAGGAUCCCAAGAACCUGAGCCAAGCCACAGACAAGUGGAGCUUUGGCACCACGCUGUGGGAGAUUUGCAGUGGUGGCGACAAACCCCUUAGUACACUUGAUUCUUCUAAAAAAAUUCAGUUUUAUGAAGAUGAGCACAAAUUACCAGCGCCAAGAUGGACAGAACUUGCCAAUCUGAUUAACAGCUGCAUGAAUUACAUGGCAGAGUUCAGGCCCUCAUUUCGUGCUGUCAUCCGGGACCUCAACAGCCUCUUCACCCCAGAUUAUGAGCUGCUUGCUGAGAGUGACAUGUUGCCAAGUCGAGCUCUUGGUGUUGGAUUCACUGGCAUUUUUGAGAACCAGGCCCCUGCACAGUUUGAAGAGAGGCAUUUGAUAUUCUUGCAGCAGCUUGGCAAGGGCAAUUUUGGCAGCGUGGAGAUGUGCCGCUACGAUCCACUCCAGGACAACACUGGGGAGGUGGUGGCUGUCAAGAAGCUGCAGCACAGCACAGCCGAGCACGUGCGAGACUUCGAGCAGGAGAUCAGGAUCCUCAAGUCACUGCAUCACGACAACAUUGUCAAAUACAAGGGUGUGUGCUACAGUGCAGGACGAAGAAACCUGCGGCUAAUUAUGGAAUACCUGCCCUAUGGUAGCUUGCGGGAUUACCUUAACAAAAACAAAGAUAGAAUGGAUCACGUGAAAUUGCUUCUUUAUGCUUUUCAAAUAUGCAAGGGAAUGGAGUACCUGGCGACAAACAGAUACAUCCAUAGAGACCUGGCAACAAGAAACAUUCUUGUUGAAACUGAACACAGGGUAAAAAUCGGAGACUUUGGUCUCACGAAAAUGUUGCCAAAAGACUCUGAGUAUUACAAAGUCAAUGAACCAGGAGAAAGCCCGAUAUUCUGGUAUGCUCCUGAGUCCCUGACUGAAAGCAAGUUCUCUGUGGCGUCAGACGUUUGGAGUUUCGGCGUGGUCUUAUACGAGCUGUUCACAUUCAGUGACAAGAACCAAAGCCCACCGGCGGAGUUCAUGCGGAUGAUUGGAAUGGACAAGCAGGGACAAAUGAUUGUGUACCAUUUAAUUGAGAUCCUCAAGUCAAACAGACGGCUUCCCAAACCUGAAGGGUGCCCAGAUUUGAUCUACUCAACAAUGCUGGAGUGCUGGAACAACAACAAAAGCCUGAGACCACCCUUUAUGGAUCUAGCCCAGAGAGUAGACACUUUCAGGGACAGCAAGGAAGGAUGAGUGGAGCCAAGUGUACUUCCUUCAAAGCAACAUCUGUGAAAGAUACAUUCGCCAGCCUCAGUGGCACGGGGGUGCACAUGAACAGCCCAGACUGCAGUACUUGGCUGCUGUUUGACUGGCCUAAAAUACUUUACUUCCACAGAAACUUUACAGAGACCGUUGUUGUCCUUAGAGUAUUUUUCUUGUUUUUCAAUUGUAUUGUGUUUUAUGUUGCAUAUUGGCAUCAAGGCUGGUUUUACCCCCUCAUUUUAACAAGGCAAAUAAUUGAAAGUAAAAUUAGUGGCUGUUUUUUUUUUUUUUUUUUUUAACAGAUAAUAUAUACAAUCUACAACAAAUAAGAUAAUUUUAAAAAUCUAAAUUGUAAACUCAGUGCACUGCAGAUUAUAUUUGAGAAGAUCCUUUAGCAGUGAAUGUAGAUUGAGAAGCUGGUUUGAAUAUAUUGCUUUGUCUUGUAAAAUAUAAAUCUCUAAUUUUGUAUUUUUUUUUUCAUUGUAAUGCAGAUGCUGUUGGAUUAAAAUAUAUUUUACUGCU